Messenger RNA from Cornus florida, 1390 nucleotides. RefSeq names its product protein STRICTOSIDINE SYNTHASE-LIKE 4-like. The coding region runs from base 179 to 1264 and encodes 361 amino acids. Gene Ontology annotation, molecular function: strictosidine synthase activity. The record is from RefSeq and is a predicted model, not a curated record. Gene Ontology annotation, biological process: biosynthetic process. NCBI's taxonomy places the organism in Eukaryota, Viridiplantae, Streptophyta, Magnoliopsida, Cornales, Cornaceae. The transcript has 6 exons.
UGACCAAAAAUCAUUGAAUACGGGAGCGCUCUAUAUUCAUUGCGGGGGAGGGGGGACCUUAUGUCCAAUAUCCUGUGGAGUCUUCUCUGUCAAGUGCCAAGCCUUCACACAACACAGUACACACUACACACACAUAUACAGCUACGAAGGAAGGAAGCAGAUCUUGUUUGGCUCGCCAAUGAAAUCUAUACAGUAUUAUUUGACAGCUUUUUCAAGCAUCUUAUUAGCUUGUUUACUUGCAAUAACACUACAAGUCUUCUUCUUCUCACCUAUAUCUCCUGACCCACUCCAAUUGCCUCCCGCAUCCACUUCCUUUCUUCCCACUAACUCCCAGUUACAGGGAGUGAUAAAACUUGGAGAAGGAAUUCUGGAUAAGCCGGAAGACGUUUGUGUGGAUAGAGAGGGUGUAGUUUAUACGGCUACGAGAGAUGGUUGGAUCAAAAGAUUACAAACUAAUGGAAGCUGGGAAAAUUGGAGGAUGAUUGGGGGUGAUACGUUACUUGGAAUCACCAUUACUACUGCAGGUCAUCUCAUUGUAUGCGAUUCUGAAAAGGGUUUGCUAAAGGUUAGUGAAGACGGGGUAACUGUUCUUGCUUCACAUGUUAAUGGCGUCAAAAUAAGAUUUGCUGAUGAUGUGAUAGAAGCAUCAGACGGUAGCGUGUACUUCAGUGUUGCAAGCACCAAGUUUGGACUUCACAAUUGGCAACUUGACUUGCUUGAAGCAAAACCUCACGGCCAGCUUCUCAAGCAUGAUCCAUUAUCAAAUCACACCUCAACAUUGCUUGAUCAUCUUUGUUUUGCAAAUGGUGUUGCACUCUCCAAGGACCAAGAUUAUCUGGUGGUCUGCGAAACAUGGAAAUUUAGGUGCCUCAAGUAUUGGCUAGAUGAGGAAAACAGAGGAAAAACAGAGAUCUUCAUUGAUAAUCUUCCUGGUGGACCUGAUAACAUCAAUCUUGCUCCUGAUGGCACAUUCUGGAUCGCUCUGCUUCAGCUAACGCGUAGGAACUUCGAGUUUGUGCAUGGCUCGAAACUAUCCAAGCAUUUGCUAGCAACAUUUCCAAAAUUGUAUGAGCGAGUGAACGGACUUGGAGAGAAAGCAAUGGUAGUGAAAGUGGACAGCAAUGGAAGGAUACUGAAGAAGCUUGAUGAUCCUAAUGGCGAGGUGAUGUCCUUUGUGACAUCGGCCGUGGAGUUUGAGGACCAUCUCUACUUGGGAAGUUUGAACACCAAUUUCAUUGGAAAAUUACCCUUGAAAUUUGUGUAAUGCUAAUUAAUUAAACUUGUUUAUCUACCUAAUUGUUGGACACUAGAUAGCUGCUAGUAUAGUUAACCCUAAGCUCACAGUCAGUAAUCAUUGAAUAAUAUAUGGAGAAUCUCUUUAAAAAUACUA